GUCGGGUACUGGUGGAAAAGGGAUAACGCUAACCCUUUUCCCAGGCUUACGAGUCUCUUGUUCCGGCCGAUCCUCUCGACUCCUCCCGACGCCUGAUAUCUACUUCGUCCGGCGAUUCCUCUCUCAAUCGGCGGUGCGAUUAACUAGUGUAAAUUUGAGCUACAGGUGCAACCAUGCCAUGACUAAUUUAUAAAGAUGUGUUAAGAGCAAACUCCUGAUGUGCUGAAGAUUGUAAAACAGAGAAUUGAGAACAUCCAGUAGCUGUUGGCGGUAUUAUCAACUUGCCUCUUUUGUGUUAAUCUGGUACAUCAUAAAACAAAGAAAGUUUGAUAUGGGGACACUAAAUCCUUUGUGGUUCUUCAUGAAGAAGUCUAUGACAGUGGCUCUGUUUGGUAUAACAAUUUCUGACAGAUAUGCCACUGUUUAUUCUUUAACGGGUACAUCUAUGAGUCCCACAUUUACAACAAGCAGUCCUGGUUUUCCUGGAUAUUUGAAAGGUGAUAUUGUGCUGGUUGAAAAGUUCUGUCUUGAAAAGUAUAAAUUUUCACGUGGGGAUGUAAUUGCCUUCAAAUCCCCGAGUGAUCACAAACGGGAAUUUGUCAAAAGACUAAUUGCAUUGCCUGGUGAUUGGAUGCAAAUUCCAGAUACAUCUGAUAUACUGAAGAUUCCAGAAGGUCAUUGCUGGGUUGAAGGUGACAAUAAAGAAUUUAGUUUGGAUUCGAGACAUUUUGGCCCUAUUCCUUUGGGCUUGGUUCAAGGGAGAGUGACACACAUUAUUUGGCCGCCACAAAGAACAAGUAAGGUAGAGAGAAAGGUGGCAAUGGAGAGAGUCAGAUGAACUUAAUUUUGCUUUACAAGAUUUGGUCGAUCCCCAUCACACUCGUAUUAAAGAGGGAAGAGAAACCACUGCCCUCUCAGGUGAGAAAUGACUUAUCUUUGCAGGUUGGACGCAUGGAGAAGAAUGCCACCUGAUGCUCCUUGCGACAUUUGUGAGCACCAUGUUCCAACGAGCGUUCUUGGAGCUCUUCGCGUAAGAGAGAAGGCAUUGUUCUGAUGAUAUGACCGCAGCAAAUGUAAAUGUGUAGCAAUUUACUAUUUAUAAAUUUUUUUUUUAUAUUUACAAUCCGUGAGUACUUUGAAUAUUUUUAUACCAUCCCUUCCAAAAUAAACAU
This is a messenger RNA of Musa acuminata AAA Group (dessert banana), 1172 nucleotides long. RefSeq lists its product as uncharacterized. Gene Ontology annotation, molecular function: serine-type endopeptidase activity. The record is from RefSeq and is a predicted model, not a curated record. Lineage: Eukaryota; Viridiplantae; Streptophyta; Magnoliopsida; Zingiberales; Musaceae. The transcript is spliced from 7 exons. The coding region runs from base 332 to 838 and encodes 168 amino acids. Gene Ontology annotation, cellular component: membrane; mitochondrial inner membrane peptidase complex.